AUGGCUCAGGCAACUGUGUGUUCACGGUGGGACCAUUCGGUCGGUCUGGAUGACCUUGGUCUAUCCCAGGAAGGUGAUGUGGUGAUCGGGGCUGUCUUCCCUAUCCAUAACCUCCCCCCUGCUCCAGACCUGAGCUUCAGCCAACACCCUAACCUGCAGUCCUGUGUCAAUUUCCAGGAGGAACCGUUGAGAUGGGUGCACGCACUGGUGUUUGCAGUGGAUGAGAUUAACCGUAACCCUUUCCUGCUGCCGGGAGUCCGGCUGGGCUACCGUGUCCUGGACAGCUGUGCGUGGCCAUUAAGCGACUCCCACAUUCCUCUGGUCAUUGGUGAUGCAUCGUCCACUCAGGCCAUCAUCCUGGCCAGGACCCUGGGGCCCCUCUCUGUGCCUGUGAUCAGUUACCAGGCCAGCUGUGGCUGUCUCAGUGACAGACAGGAGUUCCCUAACUUCUUCAGGACCAUCCCCAGUGAUGUCUACCAAGCCCUCACCAUGGCCCGGCUCACCAGGCUCUUGGGAUGGACCUGGGUCGGGGCUAUCGCUGCAGACAACGACUACGGUCGUCAGGCCAUACAGGUGUUUGAGGCGGCGGUUCGGGGGACGGGGGUGUGCCUGGCGUUCUUUGAGACCCUCAACCGGGCGAACCUGGUGAGGGAUGUGAAGCGAGCAGCAGACACGGUCCAGAACUCGACAGCGCGGGUGAUCCUGGUCUUCCUCUGGUACACUGACACGGGGGCGUUACUCCUGGAGCUGGGGAGGAGAAACGUGACGGACAGGCAGUUUCUGGCCAGUGAGGCAUGGAGCACCAGCGGACAACUGCUGCGAAACCCCGCCCUCUUUAACGUCUCUCGGGGCGUAUUGGGUGUGGCUAUCCGUAGUGCACCUAUGCCUGGCUUUGAAGCCCACCUUCGAAGUCUCCACCCCUCUCGUCGCCCCGGAGACGUCCUGUUGAAGGAACUCUGGGAAACGGAGUUUGGGUGUAGCCCUGGAGCAGCACAUGAACACGACACGUCUCUGCUCCCCUCUCCCCUUCCUCCAACCCCCUCGGAGUCACCACCACAUCCCCCUCCCCCCACCUCCAGUUCCCCCCGCAUACGCCUGGCCUCCUGCAGUGGGGCAGAGACUCUGGAGAUGGUGCAGAGCCCUUUCACAGACACCUCUCAGCUGAGAAUAACCUAUAAUGUGUAUCUGGCUGUGUAUGCUGCAGCCCACGCCCUCCACAGCCUGCUGUCCUGCCCCCAGAGAGACAGCCCUUCCUGGGGUAACAGCUUCACCUGCUCCCCUCCUCACAACAUCAGCCCAGCAGAGCUGUUGCAGCACCUGAACCAGGUUAACUUCACCACUCCACUUGGGGAGCCGUUUUACUUCCGGGGCGCGGACGUCCCUGCUGUCUACGACCUUGUGAACUGGCAGGCCACGCCCCAGGGGUUGCUCAAACUUGUCACGAUUGGCCGAGUAGAAGGGUCCAAUAUCCUCAUCGACCAAUCAGCCAUCCAGUGGAACGCAGGAUCUAAUAUGGUGCCUGUGUCAGUGUGCAGUGACAGCUGUCCCCCAGGCACCCGUGUAGCCAGGAGGAAGGGGGAGCCUGUCUGCUGCUUCGACUGCAUCUCCUGUGCUGAGGGAGAGGUCAGCAACACCACAGGCUCUCUACAAUGUGACCGCUGUCCUCUGGAGUUUUGGUCCAACGGCAAUCGGACGGCCUGCAUCCCUCGUCAGCUCGAGUUCCUCUCCUUCAACGACACCAUGGGCGUCACUCUGACCACGGUUGCCGUGUGCGGCGCUGUGGCAACGGUGGCUGUGUUUAUGCUCUUUGUGUACCACCGCCACACCCCUCUGGUGCGGGCCAACAACUCAGAGCUGAGUUUCCUGCUUCUCCUGUCACUCAAGCUCUGCUUCCUGUGUUCGUUGGUGUUCAUUGGGCGUCCCUCGGUGUGGGCGUGUCAGAUCCGCCAGGCGGCGUUUGGGGUCAUCUUUGUGCUCUGUCUCUCCUGCCUCCUUGUCAAGACCAUCGUGGUUCUGGCUGCGUUCCGCUCAGCCAGGCCCGGUGCUGGGCAGCUGAUGAGGUGGUUUGGACCCGUGCAGCAGAGAGGGAGUGUCUUCCUCUUUACCAGUGUUCAGGUGAUCAUCUGCGCCGUGUGGUUGUCGAUAAGUCCUCCCCUGCCUUACCGUGACCUAGGCCUCAAGGGGUCUAAGGUCAUCCUGGAAUGUGAGGUGGGCUCUGUGGCCGGCUUCUCUCUGGUGCUGGGCUACAUAGGCUUGCUGGCCUCUCUCUGUCUCCUCUUAGCCUUCCUGGCCAGGAAACUCCCUGACAACUUCAACGAGGCCAAGUUCAUCACCUUCAGCAUGCUGAUCUUCUGUGCUGUAUGGAUCUCCUUCGUCCCUGCCUACGUCAGCUCUCCUGGGAAGUACACUGUAGCUGUGGAAAUAUUCGCCAUCUUAGCAUCCAGCUUUGGGCUGCUGUUCUGUCUGUUUGCUCCAAAGUGUUUCAUCAUCCUCCUGAGACCAGAGAGAAACACCAAGAAACACAUGAUGGACAAAUAGAAACCACCAAGAAACACAUGAUGGACAAAUAGAAACCACCAAGAAACACAUGAUGUCCAAUUAGAAACCACCAAGAAACACAUGAUGUCCAAUUAGAAACCACCAAGAAACACAUGAUGUCCAAUUAGAAACCACCAAGAAACACAUGAUGUCCAAUUAGAAACCACCAAGAAACACAUGAUGGACAAUUAGAAACCACCAAGAAACACAUGAUGUCCAAUUAGAAACCACCAAGUAACACAUGAUGUCCAAUUAGAAACCAACAAGAAACACAUUUAUAUAAUUAAACAAUCAGGACCGAGAGGGUAUGGCCAAUAUUCCACGGUUAAGGGCUGUUCUUACGCACAACACAACGUGGAGUGCCUGGACACAGCCAUUAGCCUUUAUAUAUUAGCCAUAUGACACAAACCCCCGAGGUGCCUUAUUGCUAUUAUAAUUACCAAUGUAAUUAGAGCAGUAAAAAUACAUGUUUUGUCAUACCCGUGGUAUACGGUCUGAUAUACCACGGCUUUCGGCCAAUCAGCAUUCAGGGCUCGAACCAAACAGUUUAUAAUAUAGUAUAGUCUUCAAUGUGUUUAGUUAAUCACAUGUACUGUAUGGUAAAACAGAACAAAUAAAGACAUUGUAUAAAACCCACUAGCACAAACUUUUCAGACAAAACCUAAACAAGUUGAUGGACACAAACUUUCACAAACCAUCAUCGAUAGACUCUAAUGAAUUCCAUUUCUCACCUGAAAGCCAGUUCUGAAAACACCCACCAAGCCAUUUAAAUGAGGGUACGUUAAUAAAAAUGUUAAUUCCUUUCACAUUUUAUGAAGUGUGUAAUUCUUUUCCCGUUUGAGACUGUUUUUAAUUUACAUAAAUCUUUGCUAAGGUUCUAUAAAAACACAUUCAAGCAGCUCCUUUGAAGUCAGAAUGUUUCAUUUAAUAAAAAAAAAUUGACUUUGAUUAAUAAUUCAUUCAUGGAUGAAUGAAUACGGAAGCAGAACCCUUUAGAGGGAGCAGGAAUGUUAUGCUGUUUCAUUCUUUAAUUAAUUGAUUGAUUUAAAAAAAAAAAAUGUAUGCAGAAAUCCACU
Oncorhynchus mykiss (rainbow trout) is the source of this 3614-nucleotide messenger RNA. The record is from RefSeq and is a predicted model, not a curated record. Lineage: Eukaryota; Metazoa; Chordata; Actinopteri; Salmoniformes; Salmonidae.